AAAAAAAAAAACCCACCAACCGGACGGGGAUGCGCUCGGCUGGGGCCACCGCCGCCAGCUUAGUCUCUGUUGCUGUCGCCCUAGUCGCCUCCGCCGCCGCCUCCGCCGCCGCACCAGGCCGUGUCCACUUCUGUUUCCCGGUGGUGGGGCCAUGGUUGCCGCUGCCCCUGCGGCUGCCGCGGCCAUGAGGAAGAGCUUCCUGGUGCCCGAGAUCAAGCCUUUGGAUCAGUAUGAUUUCCCUCGGGCAAGGAGCGCUGCCAGCUUGGCCUGGGUGCUCGCCAAAGCCUACGGCGGUGCAGAACACAUCCCCGCUGAACUGCGUGAGCCCUUUUAUACAGACCAAUAUGAACAGGAGCACAUGAAGCCUCCUCUCAUCCGCCUGCUGCUGUCUUCUGAUGUCUACUGCCGUGCCUGGUGCCAGGCCUUGCCUCCAGGCCCUGACGGCGGCACCCUUCCCCCAAAGGACAAUGCUGCUUUGCUGCAACUUUUGGCCCACCGAGGCUUGGUGCCCACCUUUCAAGACAAGCCUGUUAAGGAAGCUGACCUGCAUCACAAACCAAUCAAGCUGGUAAGUCUGGAGGGAAGGAGGGUGGCUCUGCUCCCAGAAGCAACUUUGAUCCGGUACUGCAGGAUAGGAGACUGCCUUUCCUUUCAGUUGUGCAGUGGGGAUGAAUGAAUGGAGUGGUUCUCCAAAUCUUUAGCUGGAGCAGGUAGUCGAGAACUGAAAUGUGGUAGUACCAACUAAGGAUUCCUUGAAGGGUUAAUUCUACUAAUUUAAUCAAAUCUCUUGGGUUGUCUAGGGACGGGAGCUCGGAAAUCUGGAUUAGCGUGCUUUUAUUUUGCUUAGUUCUACCUCAACUCUGCCCACCACUACAUUAUCAUAAAGAAGCUGCACCUUUUUUUAAAUUAAAUAAGUAUUUUAGAUUUGGAAUAGGGUUGGCCUGUGCAGGUAGGACAUAACACCUGGACACAUAAGCCUCAUCUGUGAUAUUGAUGAGAAUGCCUCCCAAAGGGAGCUUCUGCCAAAGGAGCCCAUGCAUGCAGUGGAUCUU
Messenger RNA from Notechis scutatus (mainland tiger snake), 1052 nucleotides. NCBI's taxonomy places the organism in Eukaryota, Metazoa, Chordata, Lepidosauria, Squamata, Elapidae. The record is from RefSeq and is a predicted model, not a curated record.